AUGUCGCGCGUCGGUGUCUUGGCCCAGAUCUCGGAUAUCACCCCAAAUCUAUUCCUCUCCGGGAUACAAUGCGUUCGUCCCGACAAGCUUCGUCAGAAGUCGAUUUCAUGUGUGGUCAACGCCACUAUUGAAGAACCACAGCAGCACAUUCCUGGCGUCGACUACUUGCGGAUACGCGUUGACGAUAACCCGUACGCGCCGUUGAGUGCGUACUUCGACUCGGCUGCGGACAAGAUUCGCUCCGUUGCGGACCGUGGCGGACGCACCCUGGUGCAUUGUAUGGCCGGAGUAUCCCGUAGUGCCACACUGUGCAUGGUGUAUCUGAUGAAACACGAGAAGAUGACCCUCCGCCAGGCCUACAACCAUGUGAAGAGCCGGCGACCCGUUGUCCGUCCCAACGUCGGCUUCUGGAAGCAAAUGGUCGAGUAUGAGAAGCGCUUGAGAGGCACAAAUUCUGUGCAAAUGGUGAUGACGAACCAAUGUGACCUGCCCAUUCCGGAUGUCUACUGUGAGAAUAUUAAGCAGAUUACCGUCAGAGAGUCAUCCCCGGCCAGCGUCUACAAGACCGCCCCGAGCACCGGCUAUCUCACCUCGAAGCGAAGCCGCUUCCUGACUAGCGCUUCUCGUGCAGCUUCAAUGCCUGGUCGGACAUCGGCAAGCUCGAGGCCAUCAUCCACGUCCCUCUUGCCAAUGACUCCGAAGUAUUCACUCGUCUCGCCGGCCCCGUCGCGCAAACCGCGUGAUACCAGUAUCUUCAGUAUGUACGCUUCGACACCGCGGACCCACUUCUUCUCAGCAUUU
This is a messenger RNA of Mesorhabditis spiculigera, 801 nucleotides long. NCBI's taxonomy places the organism in Eukaryota, Metazoa, Nematoda, Chromadorea, Rhabditida, Rhabditidae. The record is from the annotation of a GenBank genome assembly.